AUGGAAAAAGUACCCGAAAAGCACGAUGUUCCAAAAGACACAAUCAUAAAAGCACCGAGACCGUCGUCACCGAGAAAAUUUUUCGCGCGUAUUUAUGGUCAUCUAGAGGAUAAUUCCACAGAUAAUGAUCGAAAUCGACCACAGAGAACUGAAUCACAUGAGAGUGAAUCCUCCUCGGAUUUGGAAAUAGGGGAAGUGGAUACUCAAAGACCGCAGUGGCCCCAAGCUCCCUUACCUUUGUGUCCUCGUCCUAUACUGAUGCCUCAUCAUCAGCUUGCCUUCGGUGCUGGUCUGGCUGCGUUCCGUAAGUACUUUGCCUAUUUAUUUAGUUUUUGA
Pieris macdunnoughi is the source of this 336-nucleotide messenger RNA. The record is from the annotation of a GenBank genome assembly. NCBI's taxonomy places the organism in Eukaryota, Metazoa, Arthropoda, Insecta, Lepidoptera, Pieridae.